CAAUUUUGUUCUGCUUGGGUUUUACUUGAUAUUGGUUGUUUUCAGAGUAGCAUGUUGUCUUUGCAACCCGUCCUUUGGAUUCUUAUUCUUUACACAUCUGUUUCUGAGUGUGUUGAUAUUCCUCCUGCUGGAGCUGACCUACCUGCCCAGACCCCUUACCAGCCGGUCCAAUCUCCAAAGAUACAAGUUUACCUGGGAGAAAGAAGGUGUGACAACUAUUACAAUGGUGCAGUUCUCCCUUGUUUAUCAAGACCCUGGCUUCCUCCUUACAGCUACUCAACUACAGAGGCGUACAAUGGAGAAUACAAGAAGAAGCGUAGUAUCAGGGCCUGGAGAACCAUCAGAGCUACAAACUUUUUGAGAACAUAGUCAUUUAAAAUCUUAGAGUGCUAGACAAUUUAGUUUGCCAAUUCAAUUUGCAAUGUAGCUCUUUGGCAACAUUGCAACCCUGAAUUUGUGUCAAUAGAAAAUUUUUAUUGUAUCGACUCUAAAGACAGUGCAUACUGCACACCAAUAGUUUUCAAAUACUAAAUCUUCUACUUUUGUUAAGCUAGUUUCUUUAUUAGAAUUUUCUUCUUAUGAAUAGAAUGGUCGACCAUUACCAAUUCUUUUCCAUUUUACCUACCUUGUAUAUACUAUUGAUAUUAUGUAUGUCUUUUUGUGGCAUCUUUUUUUCGAAUAAAUUGAAUCAAUUUUUUAAAGUGAAAAA
Eurytemora carolleeae is the source of this 709-nucleotide messenger RNA. RefSeq lists its product as uncharacterized. The record is from RefSeq and is a predicted model, not a curated record. The transcript is spliced from 4 exons. NCBI's taxonomy places the organism in Eukaryota, Metazoa, Arthropoda, Copepoda, Calanoida, Temoridae. Bases 52 to 369 code for a protein of 105 amino acids.